GUAAAAGGCUUCCUUGGCGCAAGUUGUUCGACUGCCACGUGUCAAGCAUUAGCAGAUUGUGAGUGUCGCGCGCUUGCACUUGUGGGCACCACGCGAUCAAAAGAGGACAGCCUGCUAAAAUCCAUAGAUCUCAUUUCUCAUUUCUCCUUCCAAGACGCAGUUGACGCCGAAUCUCCAGACAAUAAUGGCAGCCCAGAACGGUCAAGUGGGGACCGAGAAAGCCAAGAUGCUGCGUGGCGAGCUCUACUUCUCCAUGGACCCGGAUCUAUUCAAAGAGCGACAGGAGACGCGCAAGCUGGUCAAGAAGUACAACGAGUUAGAAGGCGCCGAGACCCCGGAAGCUCAAGCGAUUCUCAGCAAGAUGCUUGGCUCCAAGGGUGAAGAAUGCUUCAUUGAGAUGCCCUUCCGCUGCGACUACGGCUCCAACAUCCGACUGGGUGACAAUGUGUACAUGAACUUCAACUGCGUCCUGCUCGACGUGUGUGAGAUCACGAUCGGUAACCGAGUCAUGUUCGCUCCGAACGUGCAGCUCUACACGGCCACACACCCGCUGGGACCGAAGGCACGAUCUUCGGGGUACGAACUGGGGAAGCCGAUCACUAUAGAGGACGAUGUGUGGAUCGGUGGCAACGUGGUGGUUGUGCCUGGAGUCACGAUCGGCCGCGGCGCUGUGAUCGGAGCUGGCAGUGUGGUGACCAAGAAUGUGCCUCCCAUGUGCGUGUACGCUGGCAACCCGGCCAAGUUUAUCAAGAAGAUUGAGGAGGAGUAGAGGACGAAGAAUCAGAUUUUGCUACGAAAUAAUCUACGUGGAAACCUAUUGCGGGUACA
This is a messenger RNA of Phytophthora nicotianae INRA-310, 828 nucleotides long. RefSeq lists its product as hypothetical. The record is from RefSeq and is a predicted model, not a curated record. The transcript is spliced from 2 exons. Bases 185 to 769 code for a protein of 194 amino acids. Gene Ontology annotation, molecular function: acetyltransferase activity. NCBI's taxonomy places the organism in Eukaryota, Oomycota, Peronosporomycetes, Peronosporales, Peronosporaceae.